AUGGAGGGGCUCCUCAACGGCGCACCAUCUCAUCCUACGCCUCUUCUAUCGCGUCUUCACCUCCGACUUCCCCCAUAUCCGGAUCUCCGCAACGCCGUAUUCGUCGAGAUCCUAUUCGACUUUCUGGGCAGAGAUGCCCCUCUCCUUCGCUCACUAUGCAUUCAAGGCGUGUUUGGGUUCGACAACCUCCUUCGAUCACCGAUUCUCCGGAACUUAACGGAGUUGAGACUCUCUCAGACGGGGAGAUGUCAGGAAACAUUCGACGACAUCUGGCGCGCUAUCACGCCCAUCCGUCAUCAACUCGAGACCCUUGUCCUAGACGACGUCUUACCCUUCAUCCCCAGCAAGCGUUUUGUACCUUUCGAUAAUGGGAACGCGUGCGUUAUUGAGCUCCCGAACCUUACCCAUCUCGAAAUUUCAGGCCAAAUCCGGGGGUGCUGCUGGUUCGCUAGGCGCAUCAAAGUCUCCCCCGAUGCUGUCGUUUUCUGCGACGUCGUACACGAAGAAAUGCUCGAUAGAAAGGCGUCGGAAUAUGCCCCGCGCUUGCUCCAGCCCAUGCCGAACAUCUCUUCCCUGCCCCUGAAAUCGCUAUACGUCUUUGUCUCCUCCUAUCACAAUUGCCCCACUAUCAAAUGUGGCACCAGUCGCUUCCUCGGUGUCCCCCAGUCCUCGGACAAGGUGUUCGCCACCGGUGCCCAGUUCACCAUCGCAUUCGACCUGUCAGAAACAUACAUUCGUUACGAAGCCGACCGCCCAGAAGACGACCUUACGCUUCACUCCCUCAUAUGUGAUCAUCUCGUUCUGGAUCAUGUACAGGACUUCGUGAUCGUCCAACGUGGGGUCGCACAACCAGAGCGAUGGGGGAAGCUGUUGGGACGGCUGGGAAGCCUGGAGACGUUGAUUUUGGGAUGGAAGGACCCCUUACCCAUACUCGCGUUCAUCUCUGGGCUCGAUUCGGCUUCGUCUAUCAAAGAGCGACUGCAUCCGUCAUAUCCGGAAGGCUUGCUUCCACGCCUGACCACCCUUGUCCUCGCCAAGUGGGAUUUCCAAGACGGUGUACCUUCGGUCCUGUUGGACUGCCUCCGCACGCUCGUAGAUCGACGGAGCGCGGAGGCCGACGACACUGGGUUUGGGUUGAGAGAGUUGCGCCUGGUAGGAUGUCAAGUGGCGGGAGGGCAGAUUGAGACGUUGGAGAGAGCCGUUGAGAAGGUAUUCGUGUGUUGA
This is a messenger RNA of Stereum hirsutum FP-91666 SS1, 1224 nucleotides long. RefSeq lists its product as uncharacterized. NCBI's taxonomy places the organism in Eukaryota, Fungi, Basidiomycota, Agaricomycetes, Russulales, Stereaceae. The record is from RefSeq and is a predicted model, not a curated record. The transcript has a single exon. Bases 1 to 1224 code for a protein of 407 amino acids.